This is a messenger RNA of Grosmannia clavigera kw1407, 2109 nucleotides long. RefSeq names its product c6 zinc finger domain containing protein. Gene Ontology annotation, biological process: regulation of DNA-templated transcription. The record is from RefSeq and is a predicted model, not a curated record. Gene Ontology annotation, molecular function: DNA-binding transcription factor activity, RNA polymerase II-specific; zinc ion binding. Lineage: Eukaryota; Fungi; Ascomycota; Sordariomycetes; Ophiostomatales; Ophiostomataceae. The transcript has 3 exons. Bases 1 to 2109 code for a protein of 702 amino acids.
AUGGACAGAGCGGGUGAAAGCAGGCAGAGCACAGCUUCGUCCGCCGCUCCUCCGGGGCCCAGACGGGCUCUGCGCAAGGGCACACACAGCUGCGGCGAAUGCAAGAGGCGCAAGACGCGAUGCUUCUUUGAGAGUCCGCGGGCAGUCAAAUGUGUAGGCUGCCAGCGUCGAGAUACGGCCUGCAUCAGCCAGGAGUACGUCGAUGUGCCCUCGCAGGAGGUGCAGAAAGGGUCGAGCGUUGCCGAGAGUCUUGGCCAGGUACAGCAGAUGCUGCAACAGAUCAUGCGGAAGACGGCCGAAGAGGAGCAGGAGCAGAGGAAGGUAGUCCAGGAUGAUCAACAGCAACAACAGCAACAGCAGCAACAGCAUCAGACACCAUUGGCAGACGUGCUGCAGGCAGACAACCCGUAUGUGGACACGUGUCGGCGACUGCACGCGGCCCUUCCGUCGCAGGAGGAUGUGCGGGUGCUCUUUGAGGCGGGCCGGACACCCAUCUACGUGCAGGCACUGUGCAAUCCGUACGAAGAACUAUUUGCCGAGGGCAAGGCGCGGUCGCUGGAGGCGAUGGCGGAGCUGCCGGCGGCGACGGCACACCCGACAAUCCUGGCACGCAAGGUGCUUCACGUGGCGCUCUGUCUGCAGCAGCUGGACCCAGGCUUCGAUGCCGGGGCAGUGCAGCUUGGCCAGCCGGUCGGAGAAGCGAUGCGGAUGCUGUUUUCGCUAGCAACGACAACGGUCACGUGCCACGACGAGCUGCUCGACUCGCUCGAGGGGCUAGAGUGUCUGGUCUGCGAGGCCGUGUACCUGGUGAACAGCGGCAGUCUGCGGCGGGCGCUGUUGACGCUGCGACGAGCCUUGACGCUGGCACAGCUGAUGGGCUUCCAUGCGACGCGACCAACACCCUGGACGCUGCGCCGGCUCGACGCGGCGACGCGGGUGUCGAGCGCGGUCACGUGGUCUCAUCUUGCGUGGCUCGAGCGAUUCGUCGCUCUGCUGCUGGGACUGCCGACAGCGAUCACGGGUGGCCCGACGGCACCGUUGCAGCAGCCGGCCGACCAGACGGCCAGCGAGUGGAUGGAGAGAGUGCAGGUAGACGUGUGUGGGCGCAUCAUGCGGCGAAACGAGGAUCUGGCGCAGAGCCGAGAGAACAAAGACCUCGGCAGCGAUGCCAUCUAUGCGACGACGCAGCAGAUCGACCGUGAGCUCAGUGCGAUGGCUGAGAGCCUGCCGGCCGCAUGGUGGAGCCCGCUGGACUUUCCGGCCGAUAGGGUCCUGGACAUCAGCGACAUGAUGGAGCGCAUGAUCAGUGCACAGAUCCAGAUCGUGCACUUCACCCUCGUGGCCCUGCUGCAUCUGCCCUACCUCCUGCGCCAGCCGACCGGUCCGGACGGCCUGCACGUUUGCCUGUCGCGAGGUGCUCACGCGCUUCGUGCCGUUUCGGGCACUCCCCUCGUGCUGCUGGUGGCCCAUCUGAGUGGCCAGCGUCACGCCGACUCCGGCUGGUUGUUGCCUCAUCACCGUCGCGGCGACCGCGCCAUCAUGUCCAAGGCUGUCGACACUAUGGUCGAGCUCAGCCGGCUUAACGACGACGAGCUCUCGCGCCAGACCGCCGAUCUCGCCCAGCGUCUGCUCGAUCUCGAGGCCCGCAGCACCAAGGACAGCCUUUGCUAUAGUGCCACGGCCACGUUGGCCGACCCCCUCCUCGCUGACGACUCGCUGCUGCUGCAGAUCCCCUACUUUGGGUCCAUCCGUCUCGUCUGCGAGCCCACUGCCUCGCCGGCCUACUCCGAUAUCUCGUCUGCCUCGUUCGAGCACAGCUACGUGUCUCUGCCCAACCUGCCGGCCUAUGUGACCCAUCUGCCGUCCUACGGCCAAGCCUUUGUCUCUGAGCCAGUCGACCAGCCACAGCCACAGUCGCUACGUCCGCUGUCGUUCCUCUGCUACGACCCUGUCGUACCGCCCAUCCCCGGAGAGGGAGACCCAUUCGGACUCGAUGUCGACAUGCCCGACUUGAUGGCUGGCACCGAUGUCUGGGCCUUUCAGGGCGUCGACGGGACCAUCUUUGAGAACCUCAUGCGCGGUGCCAACUACCCCCCCAACCACCCCUAG